AUGGGUCAUCGGCGGAAUGUUCCCGCUCAUCUCACUCACACAUUCGAUGUGGCUUUUGGUCUCAUUCAUACCCCGCGGAAGCUCAUGGAUUCGAAGGGCUCAUCUCAGGGCCUUCGAGCCACGCGCUCAUCACUAGCUUGCUUGCCCUGCCGCUCACGACACCUAAAAUGCGACGGCAAGAAACCUUCCUGUGAUCGCUGCUCUGAUACAAAUAACGAAUGUCGCUAUGCUCAGUCGCGGCGCGGUGGUCUUGACAGGGCAGCUUUGGCCGAACGUCGCCAGCGCUUGACCAUGGGGAGCAAUAAUCGCCUCGUCGCCCAAAGAAGUCCCGCAAAAGAAAUGGCUUGGCAGCCUGCAAAUGGUGCGGGUCUCUGUCCUGAGCUUGACCCUCAUCACCAGCACAGUGUACUAGAUCUAAUCGCACCCGCCGGUAAUGGCGAAAUGCCUUUGCUGGUAGCGAGCAACGCAUAUCCCAUCAAUGUGGAGACCGAUCCACUUGUUGACUCUUACUAUAAGACAUUUCACAUAUGUCACCCCUUCGUUCUACCCAAAAUUCACUUGCAAAGGCUGUGUCAAGAUCCAAACAAACAGCAGGAAUUUGCACCUCUGAUUGCAGCCCUUCGUCUACUUGGCAAUAUCUACAAGGAGCAUGAAUGGUCGAUUCUGUUGAAGGAGCAACUCGAGGCAUUUAUCACACAAGCAGAUGACUCAAAUUCAAUACUAGUUCCAUGCCGACUACUUUAUUCGAUGGCUUUGUUUUGGCAUGAAUACAAAGAUGAGGCCAAGUUCCAGAUGGACAUGGCAAACAAGCUUGCCAUUGAAUUACAAAUGUUCCGCCUCGAAUUCGCAGCGACACAUGAUGUUGAUGACCCUGUUCUAAGGGAGUCUUGGCGAAGAACUUGGUGGAUGCUAUAUAUUGUGGAGACUUAUUAUGCUGGCACACUGGGGACGAUGAACUUCCGAGCUGUUAACAUUGACGCUACGGUGGAACUGCCAUGCGAUGAGUCGGACUAUGAGUCAGGGAACAUACCUGUCCCCAAGACAAUACACGAGUUCAAUUGCCGUGAAUUCGGUCCCAAGGACACCCACUUCUCAUCCUUUGCUUAUCUGAUUGGCGCCGUGCAGUGUGCUGCUUCUGCGAUAUCCACAAUUCCAACGGUUGCUACGAAAGAAGACUCGACAUAUAUAAUCCAAGCCGCUGAUUCCAGCUUGGACGGCUGGCGACUUCUACUUCCUUCAGAUCGAAAGCAAGUCAUGAAUGCGGCCGGCGAAGUUGACGAGCUUAUGUUCCAAGCUCACUUGCUGAUCCAUGUGUAA
Penicillium brevicompactum is the source of this 1317-nucleotide messenger RNA. RefSeq lists its product as uncharacterized. Gene Ontology annotation, biological process: regulation of DNA-templated transcription; DNA-templated transcription. Bases 1 to 1317 code for a protein of 438 amino acids. NCBI's taxonomy places the organism in Eukaryota, Fungi, Ascomycota, Eurotiomycetes, Eurotiales, Aspergillaceae. Gene Ontology annotation, molecular function: DNA binding; zinc ion binding; DNA-binding transcription factor activity, RNA polymerase II-specific. The transcript has 2 exons. The record is from RefSeq and is a predicted model, not a curated record.